Messenger RNA from Acipenser ruthenus (sterlet), 1639 nucleotides. Its product is annotated as adhesion G protein-coupled receptor E3-like. The transcript has 8 exons. Gene Ontology annotation, biological process: cell surface receptor signaling pathway; adenylate cyclase-activating G protein-coupled receptor signaling pathway. NCBI's taxonomy places the organism in Eukaryota, Metazoa, Chordata, Actinopteri, Acipenseriformes, Acipenseridae. Gene Ontology annotation, molecular function: G protein-coupled receptor activity. Gene Ontology annotation, cellular component: membrane. Bases 103 to 1044 code for a protein of 313 amino acids. The record is from RefSeq and is a predicted model, not a curated record.
ACCAAAGAGGAGGUGAUAUGUGUCUACUGGAAAUACGAAGGGAAGGAAAGCUCUUGGUCCACCGAAGGCUGCACAAAGUUACACUCCAACCAAACACACACUAUGUGCAGCUGUGACCACCUCUCCAGCUUCGCUGUAUUAAUGGCACUAGACGAAUCACAGAUGCAAGAAAAUGUUGCCUUGACAGUGAUCAACUACAUUGCAGUGAUCGCAUCCCUGGUCUGCCUCAGCCUGGCUAUCUUUACAUUCAUAUUCUGCUGUUCAAUCCAGAAAGCCAACACCACCAUUCACCUGCACCUGAGUGUCUGUCUCUUCCUGGCUCACCUCCUGUUUCUAGUUGGGGAGUCCAGAACCGAAAAGAAGGUGCUGUGUGCAGUCAUAGCUGGGCUCCUGCACUACCUCUUCACGUCCAGUUUUGCCUGGAUGUGCCUGGAGGGAGUGCAGCUCUACCUGCUGGUGAGAAACCUGAAUGUGGUGAAGUACAGCAGCAGGCAGGGGCUGCGAAGGAGGUACCUGCUGCUGGCUGGGUACGGCUCUCCUGCUCUCAUCGUGGCUGUGUCUGCUGGAGUCUUUCCAGAGGGGUAUGGGACCGACAAAUUCUGCUGGCUGAGUCGUGACAGAGGAUUUGUCUGGAGUUUUCUUGGUCCUGUUUGUGUCUCAAUCGCUGUAAACACCAUUCUCUUCAUUGCAAUUCUCUGGACUUUGAGAUCGAAAAUGUGUGGCCUCAACACGGACGUGUCCAAAGUGAAAGACACCAGACUGCUGACUUUCAAAGCCAUUGCGCAUUGCUUCAUCAUGGGCUGUAGCUGGAUCCUGGGAUUCUUUCAAGGAUUGGAGUUCUUCAGAUUUGUGUUUGUCAUUAUUAACUCACUGCAGGGUCCCUUUAUUUUCCUGGUGCACUGUGUACUAAACCAGCAGGUGAGAAUGGAGUAUAGGAAAUGGUUUGGAUGCAUCUACAAACAGAAGGACAGCUCAGAGCUUACAUCUUCUACAGUUCCAAAGGGAAACCUAACGGAUGGAACCACAACAGAGACUGAGCAAUAACUGCAGCUGUAAGCUCAGAGAAGUACAUGUGCAAUGGAGUAAAGAAAGUCAAUAGACAUCACUGUUAAAGAAUGGGUGGGAAAUUGCCCUUCUAAAAUGCAACAUUUACAUUUAGGCAAAAAUCUAACAGGUUUUAUAUAUUUCUGAAAAAAUCACACUCUGUUUUUUGUCCAAAUCUGCAAUAUUUUAAACUUUUCUCUAUUUUGAACCAAGCUGAUUUUUUAAAGGUGAUAACAUAAGGUCACAUUGUGAUAAGCUGCCUAUCCACAAAAUGCGAAUGUCUCCAUUACUUGCCCACCUUCAUGGCACCUAUCCUUUGCAGGCUUUGCGCACAUUUAUUAAAUUAUUUAUGUUUAUACUUCAGUUGAUGUAUUGCUUUUUCUGAAAAAUACAAUAAAACUGCUUACCUACUUGUUUUUAUACACAUUGGUAUGUAAACUUGAUGUUUACAUUAAUGAUGCUCUGCACCUUUGAAUUUCAAAUGCCAAGCCUUCGUUUGUUUUCACCACCAGUUAGGCUCAGACAGGGAGGCUUGUUUACUUGCUUGCUGACUGUCACUCAACACAAACAAUUUAUGCAUUUUAAUACACACUGA